Menidia menidia (Atlantic silverside) is the source of this 850-nucleotide messenger RNA. The record is from the annotation of a GenBank genome assembly. NCBI's taxonomy places the organism in Eukaryota, Metazoa, Chordata, Actinopteri, Atheriniformes, Atherinopsidae.
UGAAACCGUCAUGGCGGCGCUGGGCUGAGAUAGAAAACCCUACUGGUCGGACUGAGACAGCCCUGGGAUUCCGCUAGCUUUCCUUGUCACCUGCCUUUUUCGCAGGGGUGUCGGGCCGAGGAUGACGGCCUGAGUGCGGAGCCGGGCAGACGACCGAGAGAUGCAGCAAGAGACUCGCCGCCCCCCCCCGCAGCAGCCUCAACACAACCCGCAAUCCAAGGCAGAAAACAGCAAAACCAAGAGCAUGUUUCUGUCCAGGGCGCUGGAGAAAAUCCUCUCGGAUAAGGAGGUGAAGAGGAGCCAGCACAGCCAGCUACGCAAAGCCUGUCAGGUGGCGCUGGAUGAGAUCAAGGAGGAACUGGAGAAACAGAAAGCCAACUACAUCGAGGCGGACAAAUAUGUGCUUCCCUUUGAGUUGGCCUGCCAGUCAAAGUCCCCCCGGAUAGUUAGCACCUCUUUGGACUGUCUGCAGAAACUGAUCGCUUACGGCCACAUCACAGGAAACGCGCCGGACAGCAGAACUCCGGGGAAAAGACUCAUCGACCGGCUGAUCCACGAGGGCACGGUGCUGCUCACCGUCAGGACCUGCUACAACAUCUACCUGGCCAGCCGCAACCUCAUCAACCAGACCACGGCCAAGGCCACCCUCACGCAGAUGCUCAACGUCAUCUUCACGCGCAUGGAGAACCAGGCGGCUCUGGAGGCCCAGGACCAGGAGAAGAACCGGCUCAGCCUCCCCCAGCCGAACCCGUCCGAUUCGGUGUUUGAGGAGGAAAGCGUUCAGCCGACCGAAGAAACCAACAAACCGGGAAACGGUUCCAGUCCAGCAGAACCGGCCGAGGGAGGGACG